Molecule: messenger RNA, 2055 nt
Organism: Penicillium manginii
Lineage: Eukaryota; Fungi; Ascomycota; Eurotiomycetes; Eurotiales; Aspergillaceae
Product: GTPase-activating protein GYP6
Exons: 7
Coding region: 1-2055 (684 amino acids)
Biological process (GO): activation of GTPase activity
Molecular function (GO): GTPase activator activity
Source: RefSeq, a predicted model, not a curated record
AUGAGAACCAUUGAGGAGACCAGAAAGAGAUGGGCGAUAUUGUUCAAUAGCGACGCUCCCUCCGAUUUUCGAGCUGCGCUCCGAGCGGAGCAGGGUGGGAAGCUGUGCAACGAUGGGCUGAGAUCGAUCUGCUGGAAGGUGUUUCUGCUCUUCGAGGGUCUCGAUCGCGAACAAUGGUCCAAGAAACUAGACGAGUCGCGUGACGCAUACAGCGCACUCCGCGCCCACUUUUUGAAAUAUAUUGAACACCCCGACGAUUUAGAGUCAUCUGCUGAUCCGCUGGCGGACGAUGAGGAGUCUCCUUGGCAAACACUUCGCCAGGAUGAGAAACUUCGAGCGGAGAUUUUACAGGACGUUGACCGAUGCCUGCAAGAAAAUUACUUCUUUCAAGAGCCAGCAACCAAGUCAAAACUGACUGAUGUCCUGUUUAUUUACUCAAAACUCAAUCCAGAUGUGGGCUACCGGCAAGGCAUGCAUGAGCUCCUGGCUCCGAUUCUUUGGGUCAUUGAUCGGGAUGCAAUUACCCCACCACUGGAAAGUCCUACGGCUCGUACAUACUAUGAGCAUGGCGAGACGCGAUCCUCCGACGGUCAAAUGGACGUCAUUCCAAUUGUGAGUAGGUGUGAAUAUCUUCACAAAGAGGCUCUGGGAACUAUAGACCAUGAGUUGGCAGAUCACCUACAAGCCAUAGAAGUGCUACCUCAAAUUUUCUUGACGCGUUGGAUGCGUUUACUUUUUGGACGUGAAUUCCCAUUCGACGAUGUGCUGAUCAUGUGGGAUGUUUUGUUCGCCAAUGGCCUGAGAUCUGAUCUUGUGGACUUUACCUGCAUCGCAAUGCUACUUAGAAUUCGCUGGGAACUGCUCAGCGCAGAUUACACAGGUGCAUUGUCAUUGUUACUGCGCUACCCCUCUCCGGAACCACAUAAACCUCGGACUUUCAUUUAUGAUGCACUGUACCUCGAGCAGAAUCCUACUGCGGAACGAGGCAGUUUCAUCAUUUCGAAAUAUUCAGGCAAAGAACCAGAGUCGUCGAAACGCCAUAGCCAAUCCCGUUUACGACCUGCCCGACGAGCACAUUUGUGGGAUGAUUUCACAACCAGCAGCGGCAGUAACUCUUCUACACAAUCACCAACCAGAAAUAGCCCCAAGAGCCUCGAGUCACUUUUUCAGGACGUGUCUCAGGGAAUACAGCGACGCACUGAGUCUUGGGGUGUGGCCAAGGCUGUCCGGGGGGCUGUCACUGAAGCCAGAAAAAACAUGCAGACAAUGAAUUAUGAGCCAGGACUACGAGCACACAAUGCAGACCGACAACCGACUGGUACGAUACCGCCAGGAAUCCCAAAAACUCCAACGGCCACUGAGCUAGGUCUGAAAGCACGAAUCGACCGCUUGGAAGAGAGAAACCAAGAAUUAGCGAAUGCUCUGGGCGACGCAUUAAAAGAUCUUUAUUUACAGCUAGCCACCGUGAAGGAUCUUGACCCAACCGCGCAUGAUGCAGUGAAACAGACCUUGAAUAGGGCAGUGUCAGUACAAAGCUGUCUUCAAGACCCUUCGCUGCCACUGCCAACCUUGGCUCCAAAUUUGACACCAGUCGGCAAAACCGAUGAGACGAAUGAAACAGAACGGUCGCUAAUUCCCCCGCCCAAAGACCCCAUCCUCACAGAGACUGAAACAGAUACGACCGCCAGCGAUCAGCAAAAUACAGUUGACCCCCAUGUGGAUAGUCUCCAGUCCAACGCCAAGGAGAAUCCUCCAGAGCCAGUGAGCGGCGCAGGAGAAACGAAAGCUGGCGGCCCGGUUGAAGCAAGGCGGGAGGCACUGCGGCCGAAUCUGCGGUCAUCCCUGUCCGAUGCAGGGUUCUCGUGGAUGCUAGAAGGCAGCCGAAACCUCUCCAGUUUCGUGAGCUCGGCAUCGGUGCCCCCGGAGCAGACUCGACACCAGGAGUCACCCCGAACGAAAGGCAGUCCCUUGUUCGGAAACAGCGGGGAGGAGAAGUCAGGCUCCGAUGCCGAGCACGACGAAUUGGCCUUGCGUAGUCUCCGAGGUCCGCUUUAA